AUGACUGCGGUAGCAAAUCCUCCGAGCCUAUCGAAUCUCAACCGGCCGCAAUGGGGUGUUAAUGGUGGGCAGUCGCUCAAUUCUAUCAACUCAGACGACCCACGAGGCAUGUUUGCGACGCGCAAAACCAUCCAGCGAACCAACUCAUCCUCCUCCAUCUCUUCCAACUCGUCCACAUCCUCCUCCUCUACCCUGGUAUCUUCCAACGGCUCUACCAACGGCGCCCAAGUCUCGGCAGCGGGGGACCUGAGCGGCUGGCCGAAUGCCAACACGCGCAAGCGGCCGCCGCCAAAGGGCUCGCAAUGGCCUACGCAGAAACCGGACACCCAGCCCGACUUCGCCAGAAUGCCUGCCGGCCGGCCGCAGAUGAUGGGGGGCAUCAACGGUGUUAACUCUGUCCAUCAACCUUCGAGUUUCCUGCCCCCGCAAGGCCAGAUGAGCGCCCAGGGCGGUAUGGCGAGGCCCAUGGCCGAUCCCCUCGCCGCGGGCCAGCCUGUUCUCUAUCUUCUGUCGCUCAACGGAACAUUUGAACGCAAAACCAUCUCGGUGCCUUUUCUUCCCGAAACUCUACGGAUAGGUCGUCAGACCAACGCCAAAACUGUGCCCACACCCGUCAACGGUUUCUUUGACAGUAAAGUGCUGUCCAGGCAACACGCAGAGAUCUGGGCAGAUCGACAAGGCAAGAUUUGGAUUCGGGAUAUCAAGUCAUCCAACGGUACUUUUGUCAACGGCACCCGCCUCUCCGCCGAGAAUCGCGAGUCCGAACCACACGAGUUGCAAACCUCUGACCACCUGGAACUCGGCAUCGAUAUUGUUAGCGAGGAUCAAAAGUCCGUUGUACACCACAAAGUGGCAGCUAAAGUUGAACACGCCGGGUUCCUGAACCCUUCAAGCAACCUACUGGACAUGAGUUUUGGGGACCUGGACCCGACCAACCCGAUGAUGCAGCAAAUGGGUGGCCAGUUUCGUGGCAGGACUUCCAGUCAAGCGUCUAUGGGGCCAGGCGGUCGGCUAGGUCUUGGUGGGAAUAUGAAUGGCCAAGUCAACGGCAUGGCUAUGCAGAGAGGGGGGCUGUUUCUGACCCAGCCGUCUACCGAGGCUAUUGUGAAGAAGCUUCACCAAGAGAUGCGUAAUGCCCGCUUGCAAGCAGAAGACCUAUCACGCACCAACCGAUUUAUCCACGCCCUCCUCUCCAAAGAAGACAUCAAGAACGAACAAAAGCCCGAGGUCCCCGAGCCGCCCAAGUCGCACCUAGUUAAUGGCAAUGCGCUCCCCUUCCGGCCGGACCCCAAGGCGCGCUUCUCUGAACCCCCUGCGCCUCCUCCUCAGCAACCCCUUCCUGAGAAGCCCGAUGUCCCCUCAUUAAAACGAGGAACAACCGAACGACCGAAGGCCCCGCCUCAAACCGCGUCGCCCGUCCGUCCCGACAACACGAGCCAGAUCCUGCAGCUCACGGAGGCCUUGGACAGCGCUCGGAAGGAGAUUGACAACCAUCACGCUCGCAUGAAAGAACUUGAAAAGAAGUAUCAAGAAGAGCGACAGAGGCGCGAGUCUGCAGAGGAGCAGGUGAAACUAUUGGAGGAUGCGGCGUCAACUAAGGAGGCGAAUGGCGCUGCAGUGAGCCCGGACACCACUCCCGCCUUAGAAGAGAAGAUCGCUGUGGCUGCGGCCGAGUCAACCUCUGCUGCUGACGACGAUGCCACUCACACAGCAGCAACCGAGACGCCGUCAGAACCGACAGAAGCCAUGCAAGCGCGCAUUGAUGCCAUGGUCGCAGAGGUGAAGGGCCUGAAAGAUCUGGUGGAAGAAUUCCGCAAGCGGGCUGAGAAGGCCGAGGCCGAGCGUGACGAGGAUAGGAAAACACUUUCUGAGAUGGUCGCUGAGAUCAGGCGGCGUGACGAGGAGGAGGCUCGCAGGAAGGCGAAAGAAAGGACACGAUCCUCUUCCGUUGGUCGCAAAGGAGUUGUCAUCUCGUCGCCGGCAAAUCCUGAUGUGUCGGCCGUUGAUGGGGCCUCGGAAUCCGGUCCGGCAGAGAAGGAAUCGCCUGCUGACCCCGCCGAAGAAUACCCUACCUUAUCAAGGGCCAACACCAUCACGCCGACGCCUCAGACCCAAGCCCUGCAGGCAUCCGAUCCCGUCUUCAUACACGGUAUGCCGUACGCCUCUAUGUUGGGCGUCGUCAUCUUUGGCAUGGGUCUUAUGGCGUACCUGAACGGAUGGCAGCCGCAGGGUCGUUUAGACCAGUAG
Thyridium curvatum is the source of this 2247-nucleotide messenger RNA. RefSeq lists its product as uncharacterized. Gene Ontology annotation, cellular component: cytoplasm. The transcript is spliced from 2 exons. The coding region runs from base 1 to 2247 and encodes 748 amino acids. The record is from RefSeq and is a predicted model, not a curated record. Gene Ontology annotation, molecular function: protein binding. Lineage: Eukaryota; Fungi; Ascomycota; Sordariomycetes; Thyridiales; Thyridiaceae.